AUGUCAAUUGUUGCGCAAUCCGUUCAGACAGCCGAAAAUUUGGCAAUCCAACCUCCGAUCGAAGAAUAUUUCUUCGAAGGAGCCGAAAAAUUGCUGGAAAUCUGGUUUUCUUCCUCAAAAUCCAAUGAAAUUUCGGGAAGUUUGAGAAAUAUUCCGAGAAAUGAGAUUGAUUUGAUGUUGGAUGUGGCGAGAUGCAAAAUUUUGCACUCGAAACACAAUGAAGCUAUCGAUUCGUAUGUUUUGAGGUGAGAAAUCGAAUAUCCUGAACUGAUAUUUUGAAAAUUAUAGGUACACCAGACCGGAAAAUACCCCCAAAAAUCGCCUGAUUUUCAUGUGCCAUAUUUUAUCAAAUUUUGUGAUAAGACAAAAUUUUGAACGAUUUUUUUGUUCAUAAAAAUUGAGAAUAAUAAUAAUAACACCACUAUAUAGUUGACCUUUUAUUAGUGGAAGAAAAAUACGGAAAUGUUAUCCAAAACUAAUUGAGUCCCAUUUUUUGAAAAAAAAAACUCUUGAACUAAAUUAUGAAUCAAGAAUCAAAUAUUCUGAUCCAAAAGUUGCCAAAAGAUAAUCCCCCAAUAAUUUUUGCAGCGAAUCAAGUCUUUUCAUCUCCGACAAUCGAGUAAUUCUCAAAACUUGUGGUUCAACUCGCCUUCUUGCUGCUCUUCCUCAUAUCAUCCAACUUGCUCUCAAAUUCGCUCAACUCGAUCAAAUUGAAUCUGUCUACUAUUCUCGCAAGAAUUUCCUUCGUCCCGAUUUACAACCAAAUCUUCAUCGAAACUUCGACGCCGAAGUCGAAUAUCUCGAUCAAUUUUUCGAUGGUCAAGGACAUGCUUAUUGUUUGGGAAGUCUCAAACAGGAUCGCUGGUAUUUGUACACUUUUCAUCGCCAAAAUUCAACUUCUGGUGGUGAUAAAAUUGGUGUCAAAAAACCGGCUGAUCAUACUUUGGAAAUUCUGAUGAGCGAUUUGGAUGAGGAAGUUUUGCACAAAUUUACCAAGGAUUUUGCUGUCGAUGGAAGAGAUUGCUUUUUGGUGAGAUAAUCUAGAAUUUGGGUGCCAAUUUUGCCACGUGGUAAAUGUUUUCUCAAAUUUCACUAAAAGUUUUGAUCAUAUGAAAUCCACGUGGAGAAAUUAGAGAAUGGGAGUUGGGAAUCUACAGUAACCCGGGUUUUCGGAGAGAAUUUUUAGUUUGAAUUUUUUCUAUAAUAUUCCACGUGGCAUAAGCUCUGGAUAAAAAGUUUCGAAUUUCAAAAUAAUAAUUUUUGUCCAAAAAAUUCAAAAAUCCUCAAUUCCACUUGGAGAAGUUUGUACUUCUGAAAAAGUUUUCCAAAAAUCCACGUGUUAAAAAUUUUUUAUUAGGAUUUUCGAACCAAAAUUAGUUGAAAUGGCCUAGAAACCCUGAAAUCAUGAUUUUGGUUUUCGAAAACACGAGUUUUGAUCAAAAUUUCACCCACUAACUCAAAAAAAUCCUAUUUUUACAGCGCGCCGGAAUCGAUAAAUGCAUUCCAGCCGGUGCAGAUGUUCACGAUGAAUUAUUCGAUCCAUGCGGUUAUUCAAUGAAUGCCUACAUGAACGAAACAGAUCAAUACGCCACAAUCCACGUGACACCCGAAAAAGAAUUCUCAUUUGCCAGUUUCGAAACAAAUCAAGAUUUGGUUUGCUUGUAUGCACAAACUCGAAAAGUUCUGCAAUGUUUUCGACCAGGAAAAAUAUUGUUGACUGUUUUUGCGAAUGAUGUGAGUGCGAAAGGAAAAGAUGCACAACAGCAAUUGUGGGAUCGAGAAUUGCCUGGUUAUCGGAGAACUAAUGUGCAAUUUGUUAGAUUGGAGGUGAGAUUUGGAAAAAUCGUAAAAUGUACAGCUGGAAAUGUUGAAGAAUGUUGGGAAAUUGCCUAGAAAACAAGUUUCCCACUAUUUAAAAUCCAAUUUUUCAGACCGAAACAUUGGUCUACGCGCAUUUCAUCAAAAAAUCGACAAACGACGUGUCGAGUGACGAGGACGACGGUGAACGUUCCGACUAA
This is a messenger RNA of Caenorhabditis angaria, 2018 nucleotides long. The record is from the annotation of a GenBank genome assembly. Lineage: Eukaryota; Metazoa; Nematoda; Chromadorea; Rhabditida; Rhabditidae.